AUGUACACAUGGACAUGCCUUACGCUGAGGGUUACCGAUGCUGCCUCACAUGUGUCGAUUGAUUCACCAGAUGGCCAGAAGCAAUUCCCCUGCAGUUCUGACCAGGAAGCUUCCACCAUCGGUAAGGAGUUUUACAUGAGUUGGAUAGCGGAGUUUGGCACUCCAUUCCGGAUCACCACAGAUCAAAGGAGACAGUUCGAGUCUAGCCUGUUCAACGAGCUAUGUAAGUUGACUGGCACGAACCACAGCCUACCACUCAGCAGCCAACGCAAUGACCGAUGGACCGAAACGCUUCCCAGUGUCCUUCUGGGAAUGAGAACAGCCUGGCGGGACGACAUGAAAGCAGCCGCUGCAGAAAUGGUAUACGGAGAGCCAUUAAGAUUGCCCGGAGAAUUUUUAUCUACAAGUACGGAUGAUAAUGCAGACACAGCCGACUUGUUAGUGAAUCUGAGGAAACAAAUAAGAAGAAUAAGACCUAUCAACGCAAACCACCACGGAGAACGACACAGCUUCGUGUUCAAGGAAUUGGAAACGUCACAAUUCGUGUUCGUCUAA
Harmonia axyridis is the source of this 555-nucleotide messenger RNA. RefSeq lists its product as uncharacterized. NCBI's taxonomy places the organism in Eukaryota, Metazoa, Arthropoda, Insecta, Coleoptera, Coccinellidae. The record is from RefSeq and is a predicted model, not a curated record. The transcript is spliced from 2 exons. Gene Ontology annotation, molecular function: nucleic acid binding. The coding region runs from base 1 to 555 and encodes 184 amino acids.